Nicrophorus vespilloides is the source of this 732-nucleotide messenger RNA. RefSeq names its product geminin-like. The transcript is spliced from 4 exons. Gene Ontology annotation, biological process: regulation of DNA replication. NCBI's taxonomy places the organism in Eukaryota, Metazoa, Arthropoda, Insecta, Coleoptera, Silphidae. The coding region runs from base 153 to 605 and encodes 150 amino acids. The record is from RefSeq and is a predicted model, not a curated record.
UAUUUCUAUAUUUGACAGUAAUAAAUAAAGCGCGCGUGUUUGAGAUGUACACAAACAGUUUUUAGGUUAAUCAAUUUCGAAAAUACUUCCGUCGAUUUCAUUAAUUUGCGUUAAUUCCAUCACGUCCUAGCAGUAAUUUAACUUUUUGCGCGAUGAAAACUGCCGAUAAAUUGGCUAUAAUCAAAGUGGCAUCACAGGAGCAGAGUGAAGGCAGGGGUCAAAAGAAGAAGUACAUCGAAGACAUCGAUGAUGGCAAAGAGAAUGUGGCCAAGAGAUUCAAGUUGGAUCGGAGUAUGAAGCCCAUUGAGAGUGAUAAGAGGAAAAAGUUGACGCACAGAAGUGUGCAGGCUGGCGGUGAGUGUUCUGUGACUGCUGACGAUUUAACCUCGGAGGAGACCAGCGAGAAUUACUGGCGUCUGUUGGCGGAGAAGCGGAAGGCGGUGCUGGAUGACAGUUUCAAGGAGAUUGAGAGUCUUAAAGAGAAGGUCGAAGCCCUGAAGGAGGAGAACAAAACGUGCAAAGAGAUGUUGGAUGAAUCGAAGACUUUGGUCGAAGUUUUACAGGAAAUUAUUGGUGGAGAUGAUGGUGCUGCGGAAGACUCUUGAGGAGUCACGGAUGACUGAGUGAUUGCAGCCAAUGUGAAUUUACCAAUUGACGCAGUGUAUUUGCGAUUUUAGUGUUUGUAGUUUUUUUUUUUAAUCACCCAUCAAAUUUAUCGAUUGAAAUAUUUAU